AAUUUACCGGCAGUAUUGAAUGAUCCUAGGGGACGCCGAGAAACGGACUUUUUUACUAAAACGUGGGGUGAAGAAUUUGUUCCACCAUCUAUAAUUCCGCCGUCUCAUUAUGUCGAAUGGAUUGAUUUGUCAGACUUUAAUGAAUAUAGGUCGAAAAUAGCACAUCCUUAUAAAAUACAUAAAAAGAAUAAAAAGUCCAUAAAAGGAGGAAUAGGAUCAAAGAAAGAAGAUAGUACUGGUGAUGGAAAGGUAUUUCUUGAACCUAAAUUUGCUUUGGAAGAUCCAGACACAUUUAAUGCUGUACUACCUUGGUCCCAAUUUGAGAAUGCUGCAGUGCCAGACAAAGACAUAAGUCCGAGACCACGCGCUUCCGCUAAGCUCUUGCAAGAAAAGCUUACACAUUACUUAGAUAUUGCCGAGGUAGAAUUAGCAAGACAAAUAUCUUUAAAAUCUGAGGAUUUUUUCAACGCUAUGUCAUCACAAGACGAUGUGGUCGAUCGAGUCGCCUAUACAUGUGCUGAAAUUCGAAUUCUUAGGGAAAAAUUAAUGAUAAUAAAUGAAAUUUUAUGCAAAAGCUGCUUGGAAGUAUUAAAAUUGAAAUGUUGUCGAGCAAGAUCGGCAACUGUGUUCCAUAAGUUAAAAUUGAUGGGUGCCGUUCAUCAAACGCAACCAAUGAUUCAAGUAAUGCUUUCCUCUUCGGAUUAUGUUGGUGCUUUAGACUUAAUAGCGACAACUCAAGACGUUUUACAACAAGAGCUUUCAGGAAUACAGAGUUUCAGACAUUUGGGUUCUCAGCUAACUGAAAUGGAAAAAGUAAUCGUCAAAAUGAUGGAAGCUAACUUUGUAGAGUUGAUUGCAAAAGAAUUAAAUAAACCAAUUGAAAAGAAUUCUGAGCCAACAAUAGUUGAUGAUGAGGAUCGAUUAUUGUCGGUAUUAUUUGGACUAUUGCGACAGAAAAAGCUUAAUUUCUUAAAUACAUUUAGAGAAGAAUCGUUUAAUGCUAUUAAAGCUACCGUUAAGCAGAAAAUAAUAGAAAUCUUGACUACUAUCCUAGGUAAUAGCGAUCUAAAAUUGAAUAAUUUAACAGAACAUGUCCGGCAACUUAACUUUCCGCAAUGGAUAGACAUGCUGCAACAUAUCUUUAGCAAUAUAUUGAUUAUUUUACAUAGAAUUAAGAGUCUACAUGAUUUAGUUAUGGAGAUUGCUGGUACCGCCAAUAAAUCAAAAUCUAAGGAUUGUGAUCAUGAUACCGGAAAUACUGAUUCCCAUGAGUCUGAUCGAGAAAGUAUCGAAGGAAAGACAUCUAAUAUCUCCGAAAAGUUUCUAUAUGGUAAAUUUAUUAAUACUAGUUGUUUUUCCGUCGUUCUAAUCAGUGAUACUGAAUCGGUCGUAAAUGAUAUCGAUCAUGAGAAAAUUAUCAACGAUAGUAAGGAAUUGUUAUGUGCCGCAUGCGAAUUAUCACAUGUUCGCUUAGCUAAGCUACUCGGAAUAAGGGCAAAAGAUGACUGCCUAGAAAGAUUAACUUCAUCGGAUUUUAUGGUGCUGAUUCGUUCUAUUCACCAAUUCAUUGCCGAAACGGAGGGUAUCUGCGGUCGUCAAAUGCAUAGCCUUAGCGGCACCUUGAUGGCUCAAGCUAGGAAAUUUGUAGAAAAAUUUCAUGAUGAACGCAGAACAAAGAUAAGUUUAAUCCUUGAUAAUGAGCAAUGGAAGCAAGCGGAUGUUCCGCCUGAAUUUCAAGCUCUUGUAGAUGAACUCGAUAAGGAUGGUAUUGCAGGAGCAAUUCAGAAAAUAUCUCGACAAAAUGUUUCUACUCCGUCUGAUUCUCCAUUGAAAGUUCUUGUCAUUAAAGGAGAAAAAUAUGCUGUAAUUGGGACACUCCUUAUACUAUUAAAAAUGGCAAUUGAAUAUUGCGAGUGCAUUAAUGACGUCCCUAUGCUAACCUUGGAUAUGAUUAAUAAAGUUGCCGAAAUUCUUAAGUUAUUUAAUUCUAGAACAUGCCAAUUGGUACUAGGAGCUGGCGCUUUGCAAGUCGUUGGAUUAAGAACAAUUACUUCUAAGCAUUUAGCUUUAGCUUACCGGUGCUUACAAGUUAUGACGAUAUAUAUUCCGCAAAUUAAAACCUAUUUUCAAUCUAUGUUGCCUCCAAAGAAGCAUAUUCUUUUAACAAAGUUCGAUCAUUUACUCCAGGAUUAUCAGAAUCACUGCCAAGAAAUUGAUUCUAAGUUAAUUUCAAUAAUGGACACAGUAUUUUUUACUCAGUUAGGCAAAUGGGAAGUAAAAGCACCGACGCCAUCGCAGUGUUUUCGUGGUAUGAUUAAGCAAGUAGCAAAGUUACAUGAUGCUUUAUCGGAUCUUCUACCUAAAGAACACGUUAAGGAUUUAUUUGACGAAAUUAUGAACUGCUUCAUAUCUCGUCUAAAAGUUCGUUUAACGAAUCAUGAAAUAUCAGAUGAUGGUGGCUCUCAACACGGUUUGGUUACAUCGGAGCUGCUAUUUUUUGUGAAUAGUCUGCAAGGUUUUGAUGGUCUCUCUAAUAUUAAUGAAAAAAUUAAUAAUGUUUGGAAAGAAAUGCAACCAAAAAAUUAG
Molecule: messenger RNA, 2586 nt
Organism: Trichoplax adhaerens
Lineage: Eukaryota; Metazoa; Placozoa; Uniplacotomia; Trichoplacea; Trichoplacidae
Exons: 23
Biological process (GO): Golgi to vacuole transport; retrograde transport, endosome to Golgi
Cellular component (GO): GARP complex
Molecular function (GO): syntaxin binding
Source: RefSeq, a predicted model, not a curated record